Rubroshorea leprosula is the source of this 1494-nucleotide messenger RNA. Lineage: Eukaryota; Viridiplantae; Streptophyta; Magnoliopsida; Malvales; Dipterocarpaceae. The record is from the annotation of a GenBank genome assembly.
AUUUUGUUGUGCGGCUUUGCUUCCGACGGGAUCGCCGGAGCAAAAAUCCCAACACGGUACUUGAAGAUAAGCCGUGGAAGAAGCAUAGAAAUGAAUUCAUCCAUGAUGCUCCGUCGUUUCUUCUGCUUCAACGCCGCAUCAACGCCGGCAGCCUCUUCCGCCUCUACUUCCAAGAAGAAACCACUUGUCUUCUUGGGCUCUCCUCAGGUGUCUGCCACGGUCCUAGAUGCUCUUUUCAAUGCAGCUGCUGCUCCAAACUCCUCUUUUGAGGUUGCGGCAAUCGUUACUCAACCAUCUUCUAGAAGAGAUAGGGGUAGAAAGGUGAUGCCUUCACCUGUGGCUGAAUAUGCCCUGGAUCGAGGUUUCCCUUCUGAUCUCAUUUUCACUCCUGAACGUGCCCGAGAUGAAACCUUCUUGUCUAGUAUGAGAACUUUGCAGCCUGAACUUUGCAUAACAGCAGCAUAUGGGAAUAUAUUACCUAACAAGUUUCUGAAUAUUCCACCAUUAGGGACAGUUAAUAUACAUCCAAGUUUACUUCCAUUAUAUCGUGGUGCUGCUCCUGUUCAAAGAGCAUUGCAGGAUGGUGUUAAAGAAACUGGAGUAUCAUUAGCAUUCACUGUGCGUGCUCUAGAUGCUGGACCUGUCAUUGCUUGUGAAAGAUUAAAAGUUGAUGAUGAGAUUAAGGCACCAGAACUACUUGCAUUACUUUUUUCUCAAGGUUCUAAACUUCUAAUUCGUGAGCUUCCCUCCAUUUUUAAUGGAUCAGCCAAGGAAAAAGCAGAACCUCAAGAUGAUUCUAAAGCUACCUUAGCUCCGAAGAUAACUCCUGAAGAGUCAUGGUUACCAUUUGAUCAAGAAGCUUCAGUCCUACAUAAUAAGGUUUGUGCAUUUGCAGGAUGGCCAGGAACCCGAGCUAAAGUUAUAGUUAUUGAUGAUAAAAAUAGCAGCUGCAAUAUCUUAGAACUCAAAAUAGUCACAACUAGAGUAUGCUCUGAUGGCAAUAUUCAUCGCAAUGAAGCAGAUGACAUUGUUUUUAUGGAAGGUGCUUUGGUAUUCCCCUGUGGAGGGUGCACAGAGCUUGAGGUAUUGGAGGUUCAGCUUCCUGGUAAGAAGGUGGUGAGUGCAGCGGCCUUCUGGAAUGGAUUGCGAGGUCAAAAGCUGAAGACUAUGACAAUGGAGACAUCUCAUAUGACAGCAUGAAAUGUUGAUCACGUCUAAAUUGAUGAUAUUCCCUUUUUGUCACCUAGAAAUGCUUGUAUUUCCAUGCACCAUACAUGCAUUUGCUCGCUUAGCCGUUCAUCCUUGCUCUAGGUAAAUUUGUAACCCUACCAAAGAAUGAAUGAUUGAUCAUGUAUCAGUUGAAACUCGAACAUGGCAACCAAUGUUAGAUCUCAUGACUCUACAAACCGUGAUCUCUGUUAACCAAAAUUGGUAUUAUUCUGAUCUAUCCAAUGGCCAAAACUACUUUAUCAAAAAAAAAAAGAACCUUUUUCC